Gongylonema pulchrum is the source of this 552-nucleotide messenger RNA. NCBI's taxonomy places the organism in Eukaryota, Metazoa, Nematoda, Chromadorea, Rhabditida, Gongylonematidae. The record is from the annotation of a GenBank genome assembly.
AUGCUACGUUCUCUGUCACCUGAAUGUGCAAAACUCCGGAUUGCCUUGGCAUUCCCCUUCCUGAAUGCGGGUUCUUUUAUUCUGGUCGAUUCUCGUCGUAUGUUUGCUCAUCUAACAGCAAAAUCGGCAGAUACCAUCCUUGUGCCAGUGAAUGCUGCUGUCGAGCUUACUAAUUUGCCGCUGAGUGUACACACAAAUGCGCAGGAAUUUGAGCCUAUAGCACAACCACCGCCACCAUUCAUAUCUAGUUGUGUUAUUUGUGAUGUGAGUUUCUCAUCCCAGGAAGAAAGUGAAGCUCAUUUCGGAAGCGAAGACCACGAAACUGCUCAGUUUUUCUCACUUUCACAGCUGACGCGAGAUUUGGACACAACCGCGCUCAACAGUGACAAUUUCCCGCAAUUUACGGCAAAAACAGAGGUAUGCAAGCUUUGCAUGGGGCAGUUUCAGGAUCGCGAAUAUCUGCUGGCACAUAUCCGAAGAGAGCAUGAAAGAGAUAGCAUUGAUUUGCUGGAUCGCACUGAUUUGUUAGCUCGGCGUCGUACUUUAGACUAG